CUGAACUGAAUUCAAAGUUUUCUAUUUCUUCAAACUUUUCAUUUUCUCUCUCUCUCUUUCUCGCUCAAUUUUCUCAGCCCAUUUUUUCAUACAAUAAAAUGACUUAAGAAUCAUUUUAGCCAAAAAAGCAAAAUCAACGCCAAGUGAAAAAGAAGAAGUAGAGAAAAAUUUCAUUCGAAUCAUCAUCAUUGUUACCAAACAUCUUAAAGCGCGAUAUACCUAUAGAAAAGAUUUUGAUUGAAAAAAAAAACAAAUUCACAAAUUCAAAAUGGCUGAAAUAACUUAUACAACUGAAGAAGCAUUUUUUGAUACGGAAUUUAUUUCAACAAAAAUUGGUCUGGUUCGAAUUUGUCAAUUUGUUAUUUCAUUACUAAGUUUGAUUGUCAUCGAAAUACCUCGUUGUAAAUUUUUACGUAGUGUAAAUUUUUAUGUAUUCAUUGCUUCGUAUUGUCUAAUAUUUUCUAUAUUAGUAAUAAUUAUAUUUAUUACACGUUUCUAUCGACAACUUGAACAAUAUAUUAAUCUACCUUUGACGUUGAUGGCCAAUGAAGUGGUCGCAUUGAUUCUUUGGUUGAUUGCAUCAUUUUUUAUCAUAUUUGCCAGUUGUGACCAUGGACCACAAAUUGCUUAUAUUAUUGCAGGUAUUCUUGGUUUUCUUGCAAUGAUUGCCUUUUCAUAUUCGUUAAAAAUAUCAUACAAUUGGUUUCGAAAUGGUACGAUAACAAUUUCAGCAUAACAUAUUUGAUUUCAUAUUUGGAAAAAAAAAGAAGACCAGUAAUUUGAUCUGAAUCAAAAAUCUGCAGGACAGAAAGAUCAAUAAUUUAAAAAUUCAUAAUUUGUUUUUUUU
Messenger RNA from Dermatophagoides pteronyssinus (European house dust mite), 847 nucleotides. RefSeq lists its product as uncharacterized. Lineage: Eukaryota; Metazoa; Arthropoda; Arachnida; Sarcoptiformes; Pyroglyphidae. Gene Ontology annotation, cellular component: membrane. The record is from RefSeq and is a predicted model, not a curated record.